Adineta steineri is the source of this 306-nucleotide messenger RNA. The record is from the annotation of a GenBank genome assembly. Lineage: Eukaryota; Metazoa; Rotifera; Eurotatoria; Adinetida; Adinetidae.
ACACCCUUCUUGUAACUUGUAGAAAGUCUGUUUCAUACUGCUGAAGAGCAAGAAAUACUUGCUAAACUUGUUACAGAAAAAGGAAACAUUUUACAAACAAUAGCAGGAGGUUCACAAUCAGGUGCAUAUAUGAAUGAAGCUGAUCCAAAUGAAAAAUAUUGGCAACAAAAGUUUUUUGGUACGAUAGAAAACUAUAAUAAAUUAAAAUCAAUCAAAAACAGAGUAGAUCCAAAUGGAAUAUUUGUUUGCAAUAAAUGUGUAGGUAGUGAUGAUUGGUCGGAUGAUUUGAAUUGCCGAAUAGAUUGA